AUGCAUCUCAACGUGGCGGCCUGUAAGGCUGUCAACUUCGACGAGAUGACACUGUUCAUCUCUGUGCUCCCGCGCAAGACUUACGACUGCCGGCGCAUCGCAUGUCGUAAGAUCCCAAAGGAGCGCUUGACUGUCGGCUUCAUCAUCAACGCGGAGGGAACCCCUUUGUGGCGCGCGCUUAUCAUUUCCAAGGCCAAGAAGCCGUACGACUUCUGUUCGGACUGGGAUCCCGAGCCCUACUACUAUUUGCGUUCCAACGAGAAGAGAUGGAUGAUCUUCUCGGACCCGUAUCCUCUCAACAACCCGGCUGGUGUGUUUGCCGCCCAACACCACCUAUUUUACGACCAGGGCCUCAUCGCAACGGUGAAGGCGCGAUACUGGGCUUUGUGGCUGCAGGACGUCAUGGACCGCUGGAGAGUCGCCGGUGCACAUGUGCGCCACCGUCCCGACAUGCGCGACGUGGUGUAG
Messenger RNA from Closterium sp. Yama58-4, 468 nucleotides. The record is from the annotation of a GenBank genome assembly. Lineage: Eukaryota; Viridiplantae; Streptophyta; Zygnematophyceae; Desmidiales; Closteriaceae.